CGAGGGAGCGGGGCUGCGGGACGGCGGCACUGCGGGGGUCGCGUUGGCGGUGCUGCGCUCCGAGGGUGCGAGGUGCGGCGGGCGCGGAGCUGCCCGAGCGGUGCGUUCCGAGGGAGCGAAGCGUUCGUUCAGUUCCCAGUGAAAAAGAAACAAAUGAUAAUAAUAAUAAAAAAAACAAAAACAAAAACACACUGAAGGAGUGCGGGGAGCGGAGCAGCCCGCAAGGUCACCGCGCCGGGGGGGAGGAGGGAGCGCUCCCGACUCCCGACCCUCGCGAUCGCGGAGCUCGCACCAUCCGUCAGAGGAUUUUUUUCUUAUCAUUUCGAUUGCUCCUGAGCACGCUCGGGUGUUGGGGCCGGAGGUGGGUGGGGACAGCGGUGCUCCGCGGUCCUGGGCAUUUCCCACCCGAAGGCGUGAGGAGGAGGAGGAGGAGGAGGAGGAAGAGGGCGAGGAAGGAGGAGGCGCGGGGCGAGAGGCUUUCCAGUUCCAGCGCCCACAACAAAGGAGCCCGGGCUGAGGCACGGCGUGAGCGGCUUCGGAGGGCGGCAGAAUGGGGAAACAGAAUAGCAAGCUGGCCCCUGAGGUGAUGGAAGAUCUGGUGAAGAGCACGGAGUUCAACGAACAUGAGCUAAAACAGUGGUACAAAGGAUUUCUAAAGGACUGUCCAAGUGGUAGGCUGAACCUUGAGGAGUUUCAGCAGCUUUAUGUAAAGUUCUUUCCGUAUGGAGACGCUUCCAAGUUUGCCCAGCACGCCUUCCGAACCUUUGAUAAAAACGGAGAUGGGACCAUCGACUUCAGAGAGUUCAUCUGUGCACUGUCCAUCACCUCCAGAGGCAGCUUUGAGCAGAAGCUAAACUGGGCCUUCAACAUGUACGACCUGGAUGGUGAUGGGAAGAUUACAAGGGUGGAAAUGCUGGAAAUCAUAGAGGCCAUCUACAAAAUGGUAGGCACUGUGAUAAUGAUGAAGAUGAAUGAGGAUGGCCUGACGCCUGAGCAGCGGGUAGACAAGAUCUUCAGUAAGAUGGAUAAGAACAAAGACGACCAGAUCACACUGGAUGAAUUCAAAGAAGCUGCAAAGAGUGAUCCUUCCAUUGUAUUACUCCUGCAGUGUGACAUUCAAAAAUGAGCUUGUGUAUAAUUCAUCAUAGACUGCACAGAAGUUUAAUGUUCCAUUCAGUUUGCAGCUAUUUCCACACACACAGAAAUUUGCUUGGACUACCUAUAAAUGGACUUGCUUCUUGUGUUUGAAACACUUGUGUGCAUGAGAAUGUCAUUUGCUAAAGAAUUUUAAAAGUAUAUAUUAUAAAAAUAAACUGCCACAACGUGAUGUGUGCAAUGUCAUUUCAUACCAACCCUAUUCCUCUGAAGCCUGUGCAGCAGUCCUGUGCUGCAGUGAAUUAUAUUAUUUAUUGUUCAUGUUUUACUGAUGCUAGCUCUGUGUCUCCUAGACUGAGUAAUGUUAGUGACACUGAAUUCCCAUGGUAAUGUUAAUUGUUUAUUAUAAACCAUGCCACCAUUCUGCUGUAAAGUAGUAUUGGACAGACAGAGGGAAGAGUUCCUCAGUUCUUGAGUCUGAUCCACACAUGUGCUCGUAUUGUCAGUGGAUAUAAAUGUACUUCAUUUGCAUGCCUUUUAGGUUUGCCUUAAUUCUUACCUCAUUUGCAUCCCUUCAAUCUGGAAAGAGCUAUGUCAGAGGAAUGCAGUAUAAAAAAAGCAAAUCCUGCUAAAAUGUUCCCCUUAAAAGUCUAUAUAAAU
Molecule: messenger RNA, 1755 nt
Organism: Phasianus colchicus (ring-necked pheasant)
Lineage: Eukaryota; Metazoa; Chordata; Aves; Galliformes; Phasianidae
Gene: VSNL1
Product: visinin like 1
Molecular function (GO): calcium ion binding
Source: RefSeq, a predicted model, not a curated record